CAAAGCUGCAGCUUAGCAGAUAGAGAGGAGGGUGGAUCCAGGAGUGUGCACCAACAGCCUGAGAGGCGGGUAAAGUUGGGUGAAGGGUGGGCAGAGAUCCUGGAUUGUCUGAAGGCAGCCCAUAAGGAAGGGGACAUUUAAAGGGAAAAGGUGCUGGAGAGAUGGAUGCCAGGCCUGCAGAAGGAGAAGGAGAAGGGCUUCCUCUUCUGAGAUGAGAGGAUGGAGGCUGGGGCUGGUGAACUCAGAUGGGGAUCUGGGCAGGAGCCUGACGAACAAAUGAGAGCAGCUUCUGUCACUGAAGUAUGCAUGGGAUCCCCCGUUCUUCUCCAAAGCCUUUCUCUAUGGGUGGAGAUCAUGUCCAAUCAGCUCAUGUGCAUGCUGAAGUUUCUCCGAGGAUCUACCAACCAGAGGAUGUGCGCUCUGUUCGCUGUUACUUUCAAGCUCAUGUUCCUCGUCUCCAUCAUGGUCUACUGGAUGGCAGAAUCCAAAUACAAGGACCAGCUACACAGCUUGCCUCUAGAGGUUAAGUGCCCCCUUGUCCUUUCUUCACCUCCUCCUCUCAUCCUGGGUGAGCCCCCUACCCCUCCAGGGGACAUCUUCUUUGUGGAAACCUCUGAUCGGACCAAUCCAAGCUUCCUCUUCAUGUGCUCGGUGGAGUCAGCCUCCAGGACUCACCCUGGUACCAGGAUUAUUGUCCUUAUGAAGGGACUGGUUGGUAGGAACUCCACCCUACCCAAGCACCUGGGCAUCUCUCUGCUGAGCUGUUUCUCCAAUGUGGAAUUCCAGCCACUGGACCUGAUUGAACUUUUUGAGGGCACCCCUUUAGCCAGCUGGUACAGCUCCCUUCACCAAAGAUGGCAGCCAUACCUUCUCCCCAUCCUUUCAGAUGCUGCUAGAAUAGCCAUCAUGUGGAAGUUUGGGGGGAUUUAUUUGGACACAGACUUCAUUGUCCUUAAAAAUUUGAAGAACUUCACCAAUGUCCUGGGCACUCAGUCCAAGUAUGUGCUGAAUGGGGCCUUCCUCGCCUUUGAGCCCAGGCACAAGUUCAUCCAGCUCUGCAUGCAGGACUUUGUGGAUCAUUAUAAUGGCUGGAUCUGGGGCCACCAAGGCCCCCAGCUCUUGACCCGCGUCUUCAAAGAGUGGUGUGGGAGUAGGAGCCUCCAGGAUCGCCAAAGCUGCAAAGGGGUCCAGGCCCUGCCCCGAGAAGCCUUCUACCCUAUCACAUGGCAGAACUGGAAGAAGUACUUUGAAGCCAUCAACUUACAGGAAUACGAGACACUGCUGAGUAAGACCUAUGCGGUCCACAUAUGGAAUACAAAGAGCCAGAGCGUCAGCUUUGAGGUCACUUCCGAGGUGCUGCUAGCAAGGCUGUAUUCCCAACACUGCCCUAUGACAUCAGAGGUCAUGAAAAUGUAUCUCUGAAGAGCUGAGGUGGACUCCAGACUCCCUGCCCUCUCAAAAAAGCAUUGGCUCGACACUAUCCACCAUCUUUACAAAAAAGGAGCACCUGGGAUGGAAGGCCCAUUCUGGCUAAAGAACCUGUGAUCUUCUGUGGGUAGAGAGUUCUGACUGGGCUGAAGGCGGGAAGUGUCGGACGGUCCUCCCAGAGUGUCUGCUCUACAUGUUCUGAGGUGGUAGCCAUCCACCAGUUAGGACUGUGGGCAUCCAAAAGAACAGAAUGGGGGGGAAAGGCCAUCAGCCUCGAGGCAAGGGAGGUGUUUGUCACCAGAGACCAGAGAAUGGAUGCUGGGAUGGAGACUUCAGGGCAAAUGAGGCAGAAAGUACCCAAAGCAGGAAGACGUUUUUGAUAAGACAAGAGGGAGAAAAGGUUGUUCAUGAAGUCCAGGAGGCCCAAAGUUUCUGGGUGGGGGGGAGUUCUUUCCACUCCCCCAGGUCUCUCUCAAUAUUGAGAUGAACGUGACUUCUUCAGCUCUUUGAAGACUGGAAGCAGGAGCUCAUAUGUUGGGGGCUUGAGCUUUGGAGAACCUCAGGGGGAAAAGCUCUCUGUCUUCUCCCCUAUCCUCCUCCCACCCCACUUUGUCCCUUUCAGGAAUGGACCUGAAUCAACCAUCAUGGGGUCAGCCACUGACUUGGGGGGGUGUCUUGAGAAAGGCAUUGAGAGGAGACUGAGAAAACCCCUAAAAUAUUCCCUCUCUCUGUUCCCCCUCCCCACAUAUCAGGUAAGACCAGGAGGGGAAAUAUAAUAAUACCAACACAUCUUUUGACAUGGUUCCAAAUUGUGUUAUGUCCAUGAUCUCAUUAGAGCCUCCAGAUCAGUCAGGGAGGCCAGUGCUUUAUUAGCCUGAUUUCACAUGGAAGGAAAGCAGGGUUGGAGGGUUAUGUGUCACUUGUCUGGGGUCAUAGAACUAAUAAGUGCCUGAGGCAGAAUUUGAACCCAGGUCUUCCUUCCUCCAAGUCCAGUGCUCUUUCUGCUAGAGAGACACUACAGACGUUAGCCUCCUGGUAGGGGUGUUGUUACAGGAUGCUGGCACCCUUCUUGCUAGGAGGCUCCCUAAGCUUGGUAGAUGUUUCCCCCCAACUUCACUCUCAGAUCUUCCCGGAAGCUCACUGAGUAAAACCAGCCUCGUGUCCCCCAGGGGCCCACUCACUCUGCUAGAUUCAAAGAAAAGGCUGGAUCAAACCCAGGGCAUCCUGAGAAGUCUCCACCUCAGCAGAUUGUCUGAGCAGACAAAGGUUGGUCGGCUAGAAGGAAGUGCCAUUCCCCUGGAUCUUGCUGGGAACAGUGACUUUUGGAAACAUUUCCUUAUUUGGCAUUCUCAGUCCGGAAGUGGCUCUCUAAUAGUCAAGCACUCAUGUAAGUGUCCUUGAAUGCCUGGAUGAGAGGCUGGGGUGCAGCCAUUGUGCCUACCUGGCUGGUCUCUAAGCUUGCAGUGGGAAUGAGGCCAGCAAAGCCCCCUAGCCUCCUGAACCAUCUGCCCAUGGUCUUCACCAGGGGCUUCUCAAGAAGAUUUCUCCAUGCUGUCCCUGAGUCUCCUUUCUAACUUCCUGUUUUAAAAUUUUAUUUCUAUUUACAUUUUAAUAGAUGCCUUUUGCUUUUUAAUGAUAGGCAAAUAGGAGGGAGACAGAUUGCUGAUCUGGGGACUAGGAACUAUCCCCUCUCUUAUGCUGGCUGUGUGACCCUGGGCAAGUCAUUUUAAUUAACCCCUCAGUGCCUGUAUCCUACCCCAAACUCUGUAAGUGGCAGAGGGUCACUGUGCAUUGCCUUGUCCAGGACUUCCUAUGCCAAGGAAUUCAUGCAUCUGGCCCCUAUCAUCCAUCCUGGGUUCUGCAUUCUUCAUUGGCUGUUUUUCCCAAUCUUUCCCUCUUUUCCUUUCUCCUUUCCCUCUCCCAGAAAGCCACCCCUUAUAACCAGGAAUGAAAAAGAAAGAAGAAAAAACUACUAGUAAAACAAAACCAGCACACACCAAUCAGGUCUGAUUUUUCUAUUUCCUCCUGAUCUACACCGAGGGUCUCCUGUGCCCUGCAGCACCCACCCUGUGAGAAGCUAAGGAUGCCCUGCUGUGACCUUGCCUGCCCUCUAGCUUCCAGGGGUCUCUCCUGAGGGGUGACUGUCAGGUUCUUUGGGGGCUGAGCUUGGCCUUUCCUGUCCCAAUUCCCAAUUCUGAAUGUCCCAGCUGUGUUAGUGUGUUAGAGAGAGAGAGAGAGAGAGAGAGAGAGAGAGA
Molecule: messenger RNA, 3683 nt
Organism: Phascolarctos cinereus (koala)
Lineage: Eukaryota; Metazoa; Chordata; Mammalia; Diprotodontia; Phascolarctidae
Gene: A4GALT
Product: alpha 1,4-galactosyltransferase (P1PK blood group)
Biological process (GO): glycosphingolipid biosynthetic process
Molecular function (GO): galactosyltransferase activity
Source: RefSeq, a predicted model, not a curated record